AUGUCUGGAACAGCCAAAGUUGAGAAACGCAAUCGACCUCCCAAGUCUUGCGAGCCCUGUCGAACACGAAAAAGAAACAAGCAGUCUAUAUGUCACUAUGCCUCCAAUGCUGACAGAAAUGAGCGACGCGUGGAGAAAGGCACUUCAAUUACUGAACGGCUCAAGCAUUUGGAAGGGUUACUGACCAUCGUGGCUCAACAACGAGAUCCUAUGGCAUCGCUCAGCAUCAGUGAUGAAGGGUCGAGGGGUGCAGAUGGUGGUGCUUCUCUCUUUACCCCCGGCUCUAUCGAGUCUGGAGGCGGUAGUGGAGCCAAAGACAGCAGCAAAGCCAUACCCCAAGGACCAGUAGGCCAUCUCGACUCAAGCCAUUGGUCUUCUAUAUUGGAGAAUAUCAAGGCCAUUCGAGAGGAAUUUCCUAGUGAGAGCCCUCAAGAGAAAGGAGAGGCCUCACCCAGCAAUUCAUCUGGUGUCAGUCCCGAACAACUUGGGAGGAUGAGUCCAGACUUGGAUUUUGGCUCUACCAAAGGAACAAGUGAUGACAGUAUUCUGGCGGCUUUGCCUCCGAGACAGGUCUGCGAUACCUUGAUAUCCAUGUUCUUCAGAUGGCAUUAUACUAUGAUGCCAAUAUUGCAUCCUGUCAAGUUCCAACGCGAGUACGAAAAGUUUUGGAACUCACCAAGGCACACCUCCAACACGUGGACUGCUUUGCUCUUCGCGCUCCUAAGUUUAUCAACAGGCGUAUACGAAGCAUCAGGCAUGGUCCUCAACUCGCCUGUCCCACUUCCAUCUAGCAAAGAUUUAUCCACCAAGACCCAGCAACGUCUUCUUCUCGGGGACUACGUCUCAUCCAACGAACAUGCCGUUGAAGCCAUGCUCUUGCACCUCGUCGGCUGCUGGCUUCGUUCAAAAGCAUCUGAUACUAAUCUUUGGUUCCUCAUGGGAAGAGUGGUACAGCUUGCGAUAAGCAAAGGCUACCAUCGCGACUCAUCCAAGGUACCAAACUCGAACAUAUCUGCAUUCGCUGGUGAGAUGCGACGCCGGGUUUGGGUUUGUAUAUAUCAGCUUGAUGCGCUUAUGUCAUUCCAGCUAGGUCUUCCUAGUAUGGUACCGUCAGACUCUUGUGAUACAGAGCUCCCCAGAAACCUGGACCAGAACCAGCUACACCCGGAAAUCAAAGAGCUACCGCCAUCUAGACCUCUGUCAGAGAACACUACAAUUCUUUACUCUAUCGUCAAAGCAUCGGUUAUGGCUAAGUUCAAGGAAGUUGUCAAGCACACGCGAUCUCCCGCUUCGCCAUCCCACGAAACCACGGUCACUCUUGACGCGGAGGUCUGCCAAGUUUAUACGAACAUCCCUGAUCACUUCAAGUACAAGCCUCUUACGGACUUUCUAACCGAGGAGGUGAGUGUGAUCUUGACAAGAACGACGCUUGAGCUUUUACACUUGAAGAGUAUUAUUGUCCUUCAUCGUGAGCAUCUGAUGCAUCGACAUGAUAGCCGUUCUGAGUUUUCAAGGAAUGCCUGUCUCGAAGCAGCUGGGAGACUCUUGGAGAGACAAGCAGAAAUGGACAGGGUUACGGCGAUAGGUGGCCAACUUCAUGAUUUGAAGUGGAUGAUCACGACCUUGACACUCAGCGACUUUACUUUGGCGGCCAUGGUGAUCUGCUUAGAUCUCACAGUGGCUAUCCGACAGGAUGAAUAUUCUCCACUUAAACUAUCUGCUUGUCAGGAAGUGCAGAAGUAUUUGGAAAUUAUUCGAAACGCUCACAAGAUCUGGGUCAGUGCUGCAGAGACGUGCUCCGACGCACGUAUAGUUGCUCAUGCCUUGGCCUCUACAAUGGAGCGUGUGGACGACUUUCUGAGUACAUGGACUCUACCAACAGAUACAGAAUCAUGGCAGACUCUAGAUGCAGAGUCGUCUGGUAGCCUGACCACUGAUUCGUUAUACCAGAUGAACGAUCUGGAUAUGAUGGACAGUAUUGAUUGGACUUUCAUCGACAAUCAGUUCCAGGAUCCGAAUGUUAAUGAAAUCGACCUUGACAUGUGGCUCAUGGAUACAGUUGGACCUGUAUAA
Molecule: messenger RNA, 2073 nt
Organism: Fusarium graminearum PH-1
Lineage: Eukaryota; Fungi; Ascomycota; Sordariomycetes; Hypocreales; Nectriaceae
Exons: 6
Coding region: 1-2073 (690 amino acids)
Biological process (GO): DNA-templated transcription
Cellular component (GO): nucleus
Molecular function (GO): zinc ion binding; DNA binding
Source: RefSeq, a predicted model, not a curated record